Aspergillus alliaceus is the source of this 489-nucleotide messenger RNA. Its product is annotated as tetratricopeptide repeat protein. Gene Ontology annotation, molecular function: protein binding. The record is from RefSeq and is a predicted model, not a curated record. The transcript has a single exon. NCBI's taxonomy places the organism in Eukaryota, Fungi, Ascomycota, Eurotiomycetes, Eurotiales, Aspergillaceae. Bases 30 to 353 code for a protein of 107 amino acids.
GACCAGAGCAUCCAUCCACUCUGGGCAGCAUGCACAACCUGGCAUUAACAUGGAAACUACUAGGAAAGGUUCAAGAUGCCUUAGCUCUAAUGGAAAAGUGUGUAGGGCUCCGCCGCACCUUGUUAGGUCCAAAUCACCCAUAUGCCAUAUCCUCCUCUAACGUUCUUAGAGAGUGGGAAAGAGAAUUGAAUUCCCUAUCAAAGAAGCCAACACAGCAAACUUCAGCUGCAACCUCUCCAGCCUUGCCUAUCCACAAUAAUCCUCCGAACCAGAUAAAAUCAGAUUCCAAACCUGUCACAGGCGGUAAAAGAUGGGAAUUAAAAAGGGUUUCGGGAGAAAAUGAUCUACGUUAAGCCUUUUACUGCGGCUAGAUUAUACAUGUACUUAAACUGGUUUAUGUACUAACCAGGCCUCCAAAUAAUUAUAAUCACGUGUACCUCUGGCGCUGACAAUGUUGGAUGGUUAUAUAACAAAAAAAACUUCUUUUCC